AUGUCUGACGAAACGGAAGCCCUGCUGGGCAAUGGGAGAUCCCAUAAACCGACCCGGCUAUCCCGGCUAUCCAAACACCUGCGCAGCGAACUCGACCCUACGUAUGGCGACCUGGUCCUUCUAUUUUGCUACAUUAUCACCGGCUUGCUCGACAGCUCUGCGGUAUUCAUAUGGGGCUCAUUUGUGAGCAUGCAAACCGGUAACACUGUAUAUUUCGGCCUGGGGCUUGUCGGCACCGAAGAUGAUCGUUGGAUCAAAUCCGGAGUCUCCAUCGCGGGGUUCUGUCUAGGCUCGUUGUGUUUCGCCGCCUUCCACCGGGUUUUCCCGGCGAGAAGGAGAUGGGUUCUCUGUGCGUCGUUCCUUGUUCAAACCGUGUUUGUGUCCAUUGCCGCUUUGAUAGUUACGAUUUAUCGGCCCGCUCGCGAUGCGCCCUUGAGUUGGUUGGUCCUCGUCCCCGUUGCGCUCGUGGCAUUCCAGAGUAGUGGGCAGGCUGUGACAAGUCGUGUUUUGAACUUCACCGGCUUGACUAGUGUUGUUCUUACUAGUACUUACUGCGAUCUGUUUUCACAUCCUGAUCUCCUCACAAAGAAGGUGGUCGGUCAUGUUGAGGAGAUGCGGCGGCUUGGCGCAGUCUUGUGCUUGUUGUUUGGGGUGAUCUUGGGGGGUCUCUGGGCUCAUAGCACUGUGGGGAUGAUGGGAGCUUUGUGGACUGCAGCGACCCUGAAGUUAUUGAUUGCUGGCGCCUGGUUUUCCUGGAAAGGAAAGGGUUGGGAGGAUAGUGGAAGGGUUUUAUAA
This is a messenger RNA of Penicillium vulpinum, 795 nucleotides long. RefSeq names its product YoaK family protein. Lineage: Eukaryota; Fungi; Ascomycota; Eurotiomycetes; Eurotiales; Aspergillaceae. The record is from RefSeq and is a predicted model, not a curated record. The transcript has a single exon. The coding region runs from base 1 to 795 and encodes 264 amino acids.